Messenger RNA from Linderina pennispora, 1299 nucleotides. RefSeq names its product Homocysteine S-methyltransferase. The record is from RefSeq and is a predicted model, not a curated record. Bases 13 to 1299 code for a protein of 428 amino acids. The transcript is spliced from 3 exons. NCBI's taxonomy places the organism in Eukaryota, Fungi, Kickxellomycota, Kickxellomycetes, Kickxellales, Kickxellaceae.
AAGAUACUGCAAAUGAGCACUGCAGAGAGAUUCAUCCACGGCAAGCUGCUGGAAAAAGCAGUGAUAGUCCUUGAUGGAGGCCUGGGGACUGAGCUUCGCAAAGCCCACCUAACCGAAGCGGACUACCGCGGCGCACUCGAUAUCCCGGCAGCUCAAGCACAGCAGGGCAACUGCGCACUUCUUUCACUGACCCAGCGCGCGCUCGUACAGACACUGCACGAACGAUUCCUCGAAGCAGGUGCAGACAUAAUACAGACGAAUACGUUUUGCGCCAACGUCGUCGACCAGAACCGCUUUUACGGGAUUGGCGUCGACUCGAAGCUAGUCGCUGAAAUGAACAGGCAGUCUGUGCGCAUUGCACUAGAUGCUGUUGCAAGGUCCGGCCGAAACGCUCUCGUGUGCGGUUCAGUUGGACCUACGCAUGCCGCGGUCACAAUUGAAACAUUCGAGCACAUACACUUUGAGGAGCUCUUUGGCGUGUACUGCGAUCAGAUACGCGCGCUGGUCGAAGGCGGCUGCCGGGUAUUCCUGGUUGAGAGCGUUAUGGACUGGGUCAAUGCGCGCGCCGCCAUGGCCGCCAUCCACCAGAUCGCGGCAGUGUGCAAUGUGCAGCUUCAGGCAAUUGUCUCCGCUGGAGUUGGGGCCAAGGAUGGCAGAAUCAUGUCGGGGCAGUCCUGGGAGGAGUUUGCACGUGCUUUCGCGGCAUAUCCGAAUGUGCUAGCCGUGGGUCAGAACUGCGGCGACUGUGCUCCAGACUUUAGCAGCAGCACUGUCGGGCGUAUCAGAGACAGCACCGAUGCAUGCUACUCACUGACACCCGAGACGUUUGCUGCAGAGAUGGCAAGGUUUGUCGGUUCUGAGAUGGUCGAUAUGGUGGGCGGGUGCUGCGGCAUCACACCCAUGCACAUCAGGGCAAUGGCCAGCCAGUGCAAUGGCGAGUCAAGGACACUAGGUUCUGCUUUGCGGGUGCGAGAGAAGGUGUGCACGGUAAGUGGCCACGGGGCGCUACCAAGUAUUGUCAUAUCCAGCACUUGGUCGACCGACGAUAUUGCGAGUGCGAUCAUGGCAGCAGUCAGUGGCACUGGCAGCGCGGUUCUGCGUGUCCAGUUUUCGUCGUCGGGGCAGUCGUUGCGUCUGCUUUGCGCAUUGGCCAAACGCGCAGUGAUUGAGCUCAGCUGCACCUUGGUUGUCGACUCAGCUGACACCUCAGGAAUAGAACUGCUCCUUGAGCGCGCGCCCUGCAUGUGCCUGACAAAUGUGCAAGCUGGAUUCGGUCCUAUGGUGCAGGGCUAUAUUUAG